AUGCUGUGCCUUCUUAUUGGUUUUGUAACUAUCCUUUAUAUCUUCUAUCGUUUAUAUCAACAUUUUUUUCCAACACCAAAUAUCAAUCCUAAUGGUAAAUAUGUUCUUAUUAGUGGUUGUGAUAGUGGAUUUGGUCAUGAAUUAGCUAUUGAACUUGAUAAACAAGGUUUCAAUGUUCUUGCUGGUGUCUUCCUUCCUGACAAUGUAGCGUUUCUUAGAGAAAAACUUUCAUCAAAAGCUACAGUUUUUCGUCUUGAUAUUACUAAACAACAAGAUAUUGAUGGUGCAUUUGAAUUAGUAAACAAGAAAACAAAAGUUCUUCAUGCACUUGUUAAUAAUGCUGGAAUUGCUGUUAUUGGUCAUAUUGAUUGGACAUCAAUGGAAGCUAUGCGUAAAGUUAUGGAUGUAAAUUACUUUGGACAUGUUGCAAUGACAAAGAAAUUUUUACCUUUACUCAUUGCUAAACGUGAUUCUCGUGUUGUCAAUAUUUGUUCUAUAGCCGGUUAUCUCGCAUUAUCAGGUGGAUCUGCUUAUUGUGCAUCAAAAUAUGCCUUUGAAUCAUUUUCGGAUUGUCUUCGACGUGAAAUGGUACCAUGGGGUUUACAUGUUAGUAUUAUUGAACCAGGAUACAUGCGAACACCUAUUCUCGAGAGUGGUGUUAAGUCAUUUGAAGAUUCUUGGAAUCAACUGCCAAAGGAUGUUAAAGAGAGAUGGGGAGAAGAUUUUAUUAAAGCUACAUUUAAUACUAGAAAAAACAGCCCAUUUCGGAAACAUGCCGAAGAUCCUAUGAAAGUCGUUCGUGCUCUUCAACAUGCUGUUAUGAAUACUGUUCCUUGCAUUCGUUAUCGACCUGGAUGGCAAUCAAGUCUGUUUUUCUUUCCAUUAUCUAAUUUACCUGCUUGGUUUGUUGAUUGGUUUUGGGAUAAACCAACAAAAUCAACUCUUUUUCCUGCAUUUGUUUCUCAACAACUUAAAGACUAA
Molecule: messenger RNA, 981 nt
Organism: Rotaria sp. Silwood1
Lineage: Eukaryota; Metazoa; Rotifera; Eurotatoria; Philodinida; Philodinidae
Source: the annotation of a GenBank genome assembly